Messenger RNA from Aspergillus ruber CBS 135680, 2217 nucleotides. RefSeq names its product protein anchor VAC8 (gene vac8). The record is from RefSeq and is a predicted model, not a curated record. Lineage: Eukaryota; Fungi; Ascomycota; Eurotiomycetes; Eurotiales; Aspergillaceae. The coding region runs from base 465 to 2198 and encodes 577 amino acids. Gene Ontology annotation, molecular function: protein-membrane adaptor activity; protein binding. The transcript is spliced from 6 exons. Gene Ontology annotation, biological process: vacuole inheritance; nucleus-vacuole junction assembly. Gene Ontology annotation, cellular component: fungal-type vacuole membrane.
CUCACUCCAUAUUCAACAUUCCAAAUGCCGGGGAAAAGAUUCUAAAAGGUAAGAAAUGAAAAUAAUUUUACUACUAAUUUCUGCAAAUCGAGCAAUAAGGAAAUCGCCUUAUCACGAGGACUGGUUUCCUCACUCUCACUUUCCCGGUCUGGAGAGCCGCUGCUCCCUCAUUUAAUCCCAGCUUCAAGCCAUCCCAAUUAUUCAAUCACCGCCCUCACCUUGUCCCUCAUCCUUCCCUCGCAUCUUGCAUCGCUUUCUGACAUCUAAUCUCUUUAUUCACGCCGCAGGUAAUUCUUCGAUUAAAAAACAAAACUCUUUCAAGCCGGAGUUAACGUCCCCGACCAGCCUCAGCCGCGAAAUACCUCACCUCUUCCAACCCCCCCGGUUGACCUGCCGUUGGCUUUGAAAUUCAAUCGCUUGCAGGACCACCCUCUGGGUCCUGCGGGCCUCCCAUCCCUGAAGGAAUGAGUGGAAUAGCGAAUGCGUGUUGGUCCUGUCUCUCGACAGUAGACCGUUGGUGUCAUAUCACGGCUUGCCUCGGCGGUAGCCGCUCGAGAGAUGGAAUCUAUGAGACCACAUUGGCCGACAAUGAACGCGAAGCUGUCUCUGACUUGCUGGGCUACCUUGAAAAUAGAGCCGAGACAGAUUUCUUUUCAGGCGAACCUCUUGGAUCGCUGAGUACCCUGGUCUAUUCCGACAAUGUUGAUCUACAACGAAGCGCCAGUUUGACGUUUGCUGAAAUCACGGAACGAGAUGUGCGCGAUGUGGAUCGAGACACCUUGGAACCGAUUCUUUUCUUGCUUCAAAGUUCCGAUAUCGAAGUCCAGCGAGCGGCUAGUGCUGCGCUCGGGAACCUUGCCGUCAAUGCGGAUAACAAGGUCCUGAUUGUUGCCCUGGGAGGGCUGGCUCCUCUUAUCCGCCAAAUGAUGUCCCAAAAUGUUGAGGUUCAAUGCAAUGCGGUCGGAUGCAUUACCAACCUGGCUACUCAUGAAGAGAACAAAGCUAAAAUCGCUCGCUCCGGUGCUCUGGGGCCCUUGAUUCGGCUUGCCAAAUCCAAGGACAUGCGCGUUCAGCGUAAUGCCACAGGUGCAUUGUUGAAUAUGACCCAUUCGGAUGACAACCGUCAACAACUCGUCAAUGCCGGUGCGAUUCCGGUUCUCGUCCAAUUGCUCUCUUCCUCCGAUGUUGACGUUCAAUAUUAUUGCACUACGGCACUGAGCAACAUCGCCGUCGACUCGACCAACCGAAAGAAAUUGGCCCAAACAGAGUCGCGAUUGGUUCAGUCGUUAGUCCACCUCAUGAUGGAUUCUUCUACUCCCAAGGUACAAUGCCAGGCCGCCCUGGCUCUCCGUAACUUGGCAUCCGAUGAGAAAUAUCAGCUCGAAAUCGUUCGAUCGAAGGGCUUGCCUCCUCUUCUGCGACUCUUGCAAUCCUCAUAUCUUCCCCUCAUUCUUUCCGCCGUUGCUUGUAUCCGUAACAUCUCAAUUCACCCUCUCAACGAAUCCCCAAUCAUCGACGCUGGUUUCCUCAAACCCUUGGUGGAUUUGCUGGGCUCUACUGACAACGAGGAAAUCCAAUGCCACGCCAUCUCGACGCUUCGCAAUCUUGCAGCAAGCUCAGAUCGCAACAAGGAGCUUGUACUCCAGGCAGGUGCAGUACAGAAAUGUAAAGACCUGGUGCUGCGAGUUUCGCUGAGCGUGCAAUCCGAGAUGACUGCUGCUAUCGCUGUGCUGGCCCUCAGCGAUGAACUUAAGCCCCAUCUCCUGAACCUCGGUGUGUUUGAUGUCUUGAUCCCUUUGACCGAUUCAGAGAGCAUCGAGGUACAAGGAAACAGUGCAGCUGCCCUAGGCAAUCUGUCAUCUAAAGUUGGGGAUUACUCGAUUUUUGUUCGUGACUGGGCGGAUCCGAACGGUGGAAUCCACGGAUAUUUGCACCGCUUCCUCGCUAGUGGAGACCCGACAUUCCAGCACAUCGCCAUUUGGACUCUCCUCCAACUAUUGGAAUCGGAGGACAAGAGGCUGGUCGCCUAUAUUGCCAAAUCCGGAGACCUCGUUCAGAUGGUCAGGGAAAUCUCGGAUAGGAACGUCGAGUCAGAUGUGGAAGACGGAGAAGACGGAGAGGGCGAGGUCGUUGCCCUGGCUCGGCGAUGCCUCGAGUUUCUUGGUAACGGUCCCAAACAGACCCUUGUCGAAGGCUAAUGCGACCUUCCUUCUUGAA